AUGAUAAAUGUAGAAUCUUCGAUGGAUGAGAGGAAUUGUUGGAGGAAGAAGGUGACGCGAAAGACAAUAGGUUGGCUGCUCCGCUGCUCCAGAGCAAACAAUUCAUAUUCUGAAUCUGUUGGUAGCGGCAGAUCAGAAAUGGGUUCAGAGGCCAAAGUUCUUUCACUUGAAGAGGUUUCAAAGCACGCUACGAAAGAGGAUUGUUGGCUUGUUAUUUCAGGAAAGGUGUAUGACAUUACACCUUUUCUAGAUGAUCAUCCUGGAGGUGAUGAAGUGCUAGUGUUAGCCACCAGGAAAGAUGCAACGGAGGAAUUUGAAGAUGUGGGGCACAGUCAAAAUGCGCGGGACAUGUUGAAAGAUUACUACGUGGGUGAUAUCGAUGUCAACACUUUGCCACAGAAAGGACAGUACUACAAGCCGCCUUCAGCUUCUGGUUCAAAGCAAGCUUCUGCUGCUGGAUCAUCCAACAACACUAUUUUAAUGUUGCUUCUUCCUAUAAUCAUCAUGCUCUUGGCAUAUGCCCUUUAUUUUUAUGCCAAAAAAGAUGCUUGAAUCUUUCAUCUCAACUCAAGUCAAGUCUUUUGUAAUUCAAAUUAUCUCUUUCUAUUAUGGAAUUUGGGAUUUCUGUUUUCUUUAUCAACUAGGUUGUUCUUGGAGAGUAUAAAACCGAUUGUUGCUUUGGGCAUAAUGACAUAUAUUAUAUAUAUAUCUAUAAUGUUGUAUUCAAUCAGGACAUAAUGAAGCAACAGAAGUCAUAUUUGGCGUUGAGGCUUCUAUAUAGUCUUUACUCUUUGGGAUUUUGUUUAUUUAACAUGCUUCUUAGUUUACAACAUUUUUCAGAGUUUGGAUUUGAG
Lactuca saligna is the source of this 854-nucleotide messenger RNA. The record is from the annotation of a GenBank genome assembly. NCBI's taxonomy places the organism in Eukaryota, Viridiplantae, Streptophyta, Magnoliopsida, Asterales, Asteraceae.